Messenger RNA from Trichomonas vaginalis G3, 1581 nucleotides. Its product is annotated as lipid binding. NCBI's taxonomy places the organism in Eukaryota, Parabasalia, Trichomonadida, Trichomonadidae. Bases 1 to 1581 code for a protein of 526 amino acids. The transcript has a single exon. The record is from RefSeq and is a predicted model, not a curated record.
AUGAUAGAUAGUAGUAUAUUCGAAAAAAGUUCAUCAAUUGGAAAAUCUCAUUAUUCUGAUGCGGGAGGUGUUAUAUUUACUACAUUUUCACAAUUAGUAUGUGAUAAUGUUACGUUUUUAAGUAAUGUUGCUUCCAUUGGAGGAGCUAUUGCUUCAAUCUCCACUAAAUUAUAUCUUAUUACAACAAAAUUUACUGAAAAUAUGGGAUUAAAAUACGGUGGAGCCUUAUAUUAUACAGGUUCUGAGAGUGAUCUUCCUAGCGAUGUCUUGAUAAUCCAAAAUUCAAACUUUUCAAAAAAUGUUGGACUCUAUCUUGGAGGAGCAGUCUUUUUAUAUAAACCAUCGGAAUGUUCUAUUUCAAAAUGUCAGUUCUCAUCAAAUGAGGCGUCAAUUAGUGGUGGUUGUAUUUUUGCAAAUUAUGCAAAGCUUUACGCCAUUUUAUGCAGAUUUGAAUCGAAUAUAGUCCAUAAUAUGAAUCUUGAAGUAAUCAAGAAUGCAAACCUUGGAACAAAUGCCAUGAUUCCAAGAGGUGGUGGCAGUAUUUCAUUUGGAGCAGCAAAUUCCAAGAAUACGUAUGAGUUAUUAACUCAAGAAUGUUGUUUCAUUAAUAAUUCUGUAACUAAUGGUAUUCUCUUUGCAAAUGGUAAUCCAGGUGAUAAUGUAAUUCUAGAUGGAAGCGUCAUCUAUACUUCAAAAGGUGAUAGCAUCGAUAUAAAGAAGAUCAACACUGCAAAUAGUCGCUAUUCAAUUAUAUCGAAACCAAUAGUUACAUUAAUUGAUAUUGAAAAUGGAAAUGAUAAAUGUAAUUACUCUGAUGAAAAGAAUGGUAUUGUUGUGAACUAUUCUCAGCCAUCUCCAUCGAAUUCUGCAAAGGAAACAAUUAAUCAGAUUCCAUCUCCAACAAAAUACACAUAUGUGGCCACCCCAAUAACAAGGCUUUCUUUCCUAAUAUACAGUCCUGUGAAUCCAUCUAAGAAGUUAAAUAUUCCCAAUAUUUCAAUUCCAGAAUAUCAUCCAAAAAUAAGUCCCAGAGAAAGCUCGUCCUCAAAUGAUUCCACGUGUUCUUCAUCUUGUUCGAUUUCAUUAACAAGAAUUGAGACAGAUACAUAUACUCACACUAACCAAUGUAAUGGAAACACUAAUUUUACAAUUUUCACUUGGAUAAAAACGGAAACAGCGAUAUCUACUUACAUUAAUAUUGUGACAUCAGAUGGUAUUGCAAUUGAUGGUGGAAGUCUAACUAAGAACAAUAUACCAUUAAUUAUUGGAAUUUCUGCUUGUGUCCUUAUCAUUUUGAUUGCAAUCGGAAUUACAGUUGCGAUAAUUUACAAGAAGGGCGAGAUCACUAGUUCUAGUACUGAGACCUAUGACAAUGUUAUGAAAGUCGAACAAGUUAACUACAGUAAUGAUUUUACUAGAUAUAUUACAAAUGUAAACCCAUUAUUCAGUACUCAAAUUACAGGAGAUGAUGAUCCCUUCAGACAGGACUUUGAAGAGAAGAAUGAAGAUGAAAAUGUAAUGAUUCUUGGAGAUUUGACUUUUGGAGCAAGUGAUUCUGUAGAAAAUAAAAUAAGCAUUUAA